Plasmopara halstedii is the source of this 456-nucleotide messenger RNA. RefSeq lists its product as uncharacterized. The coding region runs from base 1 to 456 and encodes 151 amino acids. The record is from RefSeq and is a predicted model, not a curated record. The transcript is spliced from 2 exons. Lineage: Eukaryota; Oomycota; Peronosporomycetes; Peronosporales; Peronosporaceae.
AUGGAGCAUUCGGGGAAAGCUCCUCACCAUUUCUUCGAUUCUGUAGCACGAUCAAAGGAAACAGAGCUUCAAAUCGAUUGUAACUUAGUGCUUGACUCUGCUGACUUGAAAGUGCGACGUCGAGGCGGGCAUCACCCACGCCUUCAGUUCAUGCUUGUACUUGCCACACUAAACCAAGGUUGUAACAAGACCGGGCCCGAAAAGUGCGUUGUGGAGUUCCACUCAAUCGCUUUCCGGGGAAGUGCUAGCAGAGGUGUGUUAGCGAAAUGGGUCUACAACGCCGGAAUAGUCUUGCAGGAGUGCAAACUCAACAUCUAUAGCGCUAAUGAUAUUUAUCGAAGUACGGGUCAUGGUCCUGGAGGAUACGCUGAUUUGAAGCAGCGUAUCCUUUCUCAUCAAUUAAAUUUUGCGGGGUACAGCACACAUGCUUAUUUCUUUCGUACUAAUAGGAUUUGA